This is a messenger RNA of Salvia splendens (bonfire salvia), 1294 nucleotides long. Its product is annotated as protein EFFECTOR OF TRANSCRIPTION 2-like. Gene Ontology annotation, biological process: regulation of DNA-templated transcription. Bases 655 to 1143 code for a protein of 162 amino acids. Gene Ontology annotation, molecular function: DNA binding. The record is from RefSeq and is a predicted model, not a curated record. The transcript has 2 exons. NCBI's taxonomy places the organism in Eukaryota, Viridiplantae, Streptophyta, Magnoliopsida, Lamiales, Lamiaceae.
AAUGGGCAUGGACAGGGAUGUAUUUUGAGUUUGACAUGCAAGAGGCUUUUAUCAUCUUCUUCCACAACUCCACGCCUCAAGAGAGAAGAUUUCCCAUAUAUAUUACACCACUCCUCUUUCUCUCCAUGGAAGGUCACCACCCUCUCUCUCUCUCAACACACAUUUUUUUUCUUGAUUAUUUUGUAAAUGUGGAAGUUCUUUUGAUCUCAUAUCUCAUUUGUUUAAUUCCUUUAGUUGACGAAUGGUCAAAACACUAUCCAAAUUAAAGAGGGCGGUGGUUUUCAUGAAAAGUACUUUCAAAAUUCCCUCCUAUUUUUUUUGAGUUAGUUUCCUAAGUAUAGUAUGAUAGGCAGUUUUUCAUCUAAAAAUAUACUAACACUCUUACUAAAUAUUUAAAUAUUUCUCUUUUAUCGACUAAGUAAUAUAGUAAUGUAAAAAAAUACUCCCUCCGUCCCGCACUACUCGCACUUAUUUCCUUUUUGGGCGUCCCAAGUUACUUGCACUCUUUCCAUUUUUAGUAAAAAUUUUCACCUACAACCGUCAUUUUUGACUUUCAUAUACACUCAUUCCUUAAUCUCCGUGCCGAAAAGGAAAGGGGCGAGUAGCCCGGGACGGAGGGAGUAUGAUCUAUGAGAAUGAGUUAAAAGAGUGGGAAUGAUGAUAAGAGGUUCGGACUGGAAAGAGCAGUUAUCGGGAAAAGGAGCAGAGAGAUACAGAAGUCAAAACCUCCCGAACCGCACAAGCCCUGGAGCCUACGAGCUCGGCAUCGCCACCUCAGCUUCCCGCAACCUCGACUCCGCCUCCGUGAUCCCCAUCUACACCGGACAAGCCAACAAUGUGAGGGCGAGGCUGCAGAGCUACGGCCGCAGCGGCGCUCAUUUAGCCUCGCUAUUUGCCAUUCGAGGCCUUUCAAUCGUUUACCGUUGGGCCCCUAUGGAAAGCAAGGAGGCGGCGCAGAGGAUGGAGGCUGAGCUGCUUCACUCGUACGACUACGCCUGGAAUAAGAGAAACAAUGGCGAUCGUCGCCCUCACCAUAUACAAUUAUUUCUCACCCACAAACUAUCACAAUUUCAACUCUCCACUUUUUUCGCUAUUUUACUAUAUUUUAAAUGCUCUAUACUUUUGAUUUUGCAGGCCACCUAACUGAAUACUUCCACUCCCAUUAUACUCAUAAUAUUACUGUCUUACACUCACAAGUUUGUAGCUUAUGUGUUGUAAUUUUGUAACCAUAGAAAAUUAUUUUGUAAAUCCCUUAUCCAAUUACCGUAGUUCCUUCUUCAAAUAAGUAGGGAAU